Messenger RNA from Suillus subaureus, 228 nucleotides. RefSeq lists its product as uncharacterized. NCBI's taxonomy places the organism in Eukaryota, Fungi, Basidiomycota, Agaricomycetes, Boletales, Suillaceae. Gene Ontology annotation, cellular component: U4/U6 x U5 tri-snRNP complex; sno(s)RNA-containing ribonucleoprotein complex; P-body. Gene Ontology annotation, molecular function: RNA binding. The transcript is spliced from 3 exons. Gene Ontology annotation, biological process: mRNA splicing, via spliceosome; maturation of SSU-rRNA. The annotation marks the transcript as partial. The record is from RefSeq and is a predicted model, not a curated record.
ACAGGAACACCAACUGAUUUCUUAAAAGGCGUAGUCGGGAAAAAGGUCAUCGUGCGUCUUACAUCAGGCGUCGAUUAUCGAGGCGUUCUUUCAUGUCUAGAUGGAUAUAUGAACAUCGCUUUAGAGCAGACUGAGGAGCAUGUUAAUGGUGUAGUCACAAAUCGAUACGGGGACGCGUUUAUUCGCGGGAAUAAUGUGUUGUACAUAUCCGCUGCAGAACCGCUAUGA